AUGUCGCAACGUUUGCUUCAAAUCUUCAUCAUUGGAAGCAAACAGACUCACCCUCUGUGCAAAAGCAAAAGAAACAGGACUACUUUCUCAACCCGGCAGCUGCACGAACUGGAGCAUGCCUUCAGGAAGACUCAUUACCCAGAUGUAUUUAUGCGCGAAAGACUGGCCACUAAAAUUAAGCUUCCGGAGUCUAGAAUUCAGGUGUGGUUCCAGAACAGGCGGGCAAAGUGGCGCAAGAGAGAGAAGCAGUGUCACGCCAACCAGUUUCUCGGAUUAGGAGUAGCCUACCCUUACCACCUCUGGCUUCCCCUGGGCGGCGUCAAGCUUCCGGUGCCUGAGCCCCCAUUCCGCUCACCGUGUACCUCCCUGCCGGCUCUGCUGACCAGAUCCUCCGCUCUGUCGUUACUCUCAGGUGCUCGCACCUGCCUACAAGACCAAGUUCCCCAGGAAGACAGUCUAACCUCCCUUGCCACAUGGCGGCGUUAACCUACGCUAGCAACGCCUUCAUGCCCAGUACAAUCUUUGGUUCUGGAAACGGCAAACGUCCAUAACACCACGUGACACUUCUUCCUCAUCCUUCAUUCCGUUUCAUUUUAUUUUCUUCCUUCAACCACCCCCAACUCCCAACUUUACCAGCCAUUUUUUCCACUCCAUAAAUUCCAGCCAUUUUCUGUGUAAUCCACUUUUAAAUUGUAAUAACAAGAAAAGCUGUCAUGCACUUGCAAUAAAAAUAAUUCUCAAACGUCUUCUUUUUCAGCAAGAGAAAAAGUUCAUAAUACCUACUUUAUUCCCAGUUCAUAAUGAAAGGCCUUCUCUCUAUUCUAUAGAGCUAUAUAUAUAUAUCCCACACUGUCUCUAUCUCUCUUACACACACACAAGCUUACUUGGCUUCAACCUUUGGUUUGACAGUAUAAGUCAUUGCAUUGUUUUUUGCUAACAAAUCCUGAAAAAUUGCAAUACAUCUUAAGCACGGUUAUUUUUCAUAAUUUUGUUCGACACGGACCAUUAUACAAUAAACUUAA
This is a messenger RNA of Pomacea canaliculata, 1022 nucleotides long. Its product is annotated as retinal homeobox protein Rx3-like. NCBI's taxonomy places the organism in Eukaryota, Metazoa, Mollusca, Gastropoda, Architaenioglossa, Ampullariidae. The record is from RefSeq and is a predicted model, not a curated record. Gene Ontology annotation, molecular function: DNA-binding transcription factor activity, RNA polymerase II-specific; RNA polymerase II transcription regulatory region sequence-specific DNA binding. The coding region runs from base 1 to 486 and encodes 161 amino acids. Gene Ontology annotation, biological process: regulation of transcription by RNA polymerase II. The transcript is spliced from 4 exons.